GGGAGACAGAGUCUGUGACCCACCUGGGCAAUAGUGGGUGAUGAAUCAAUCAGAAUGAAACUAACUGCCCCUGGGCAGUCUUAAAGCAAAGCUUCACCUGUAAUUGGUAAUUAGGGGAAGGCACAGGAAGUGACCCAAAAGAAAGUAUCUUUAAAAGGGAGUUACAACUUUCUGAGUGGAGUUCUGAGUUUGAGUUGAGACUGGAGAAGAAUCUGCUGACUGGACCUGAAUGAGGCUGUUCUUAGGUCUCUUCCCAUUGAACUGACACAUACAUGAUUCAAGAUGGCCAACACAGCUGCAACUGCUGGGGCUGGUGGCUCAGGAAGCAAGCAGGACUCCACCCCUGAAGACAACUACUAUUUGGCUUGGAGGAGGCGCCUUCAGGUAGUUGUGAGCUCCUUGCUGACAGAGGCUGGGUUUGAGAGUGCUCAGAAAGCAUCAGUAGAAACACUAACUGAGAUGCUACAAAGCUACCUGUUGGAAAUUGGGAGGAGUGCUAAAUCCUAUUGUGAGCACACAGCCAGGACACAGCCAACACUGUCAGACAUUGUGGUGACACUUGUUGAGAUGGGUUUCAAUGUGGAAACUCUCCCUGCGUAUGCAAUGCGAUCCCAGAGGAUGGUCAUCACAGCACCUCCCGUCACCAGUGGACCUGUGACUCCCAAAGCCCUGACUGCUAGACAGAAAAAGUCUCACCCACCUCAUGUCCCUAGCCAUUUCCCUGAAUUCCCUGAUCCUCAUACCUACAUCAAAACACCGAUGUAUCAUGAGCCCCUGUCAGACUACCAGGUCCUUCGGGAAAAAGCUGCAUCACAGAGGCGUGAUGUGGAACGGGCACUUACCCGUUUUAUGGCCAAGACAGGCAAGACACAGAGUCUUUUCAAAGAUGAUGUCAGCACAUUUCCAUUGAUUGCUGCACGACCCUUUACCAUUCCCUACCUGACAGCCCUUCUUCCAUCUGAACUGGAGAUGCAGCAGAUGGAAGAGACUGAUUCUUUGGAACAGGAUGAACAGACAGACACAGAGAUCCUUCCUCUCCACAUCAAUAUGGAUGAAUCAAGUGCUGAGAAAGAGAAUGCUUCAGUUCUACAGCAGAAUGCUUCCUUGUCAGGAAGCCAGACUGGGGAAGAAAAUCUUAUUGAUAAUCCUUAUCUCAGGCCUGUAAAGAAACCCAAGAUCUGUGGGGAAGUGAAUUAAAGGAGAAUUAAGGCAUUUCCUUCUGAGUUUGUCUUUUCUACUUCUUGAUAGGAGGGAAGAAAUGAAUUGUUCUCCUUUAGGCUUAGGCCUAGAAAGAGUCUCUAUGAGCUUAGCAGACAUCUUCCUUAUUUCUUUCUUUCUUGCCCACUCUCAUCUUGAGGUGUCUUAGAAUGAAACUAUUUCACCUUUCUGAGAUUGGGUGAUAUUAAUGCAGCUAUGGGAUUAAACAUCCUCCAGUAGAAUUAUUUUCUAGAAUGCAAUUGACCAGAGAUCUCCCAUGGCUCUUUGUACCCUCUAGGAUUUCU
Messenger RNA from Monodelphis domestica (gray short-tailed opossum), 1502 nucleotides. The record is from RefSeq and is a predicted model, not a curated record. NCBI's taxonomy places the organism in Eukaryota, Metazoa, Chordata, Mammalia, Didelphimorphia, Didelphidae.